AAGCCUCGGCCUCCCCUGGGCUACGUGUGAGGGUUAUCAAGGCUCAAGUCAGCUCAUCUCUCUCUGGCUGCUCUGGCACUUAGGAGAGGGUCUGUUUCCCUGCCCCUCUCUGGGUUUCCACCAAUUGGCAGGAACGAUCAGUCUGCUCCAGAGGUGCAAGCUGUGAGGAGUGAGGUCCCACCUCCACUGGAGACCCCAAGACAGCAUGCCUCCCAAGAAGCCUGAGCCCAAGAAGGAGGCUGCCAAGCCAGCCACAGCCGCUGCUCCAGCCCCUGCCCCGGCUCCUGAGCCCCUCAAGGACUCUGCCUUUGACCCUAAGAGUGUGAAGAUAGACUUCAGUGCCGACCAGAUUGAAGAGUUCAAAGAGGCCUUUUCCCUGUUUGACCGAACUCCAACUGGAGAGAUGAAGAUCACCUAUGGGCAGUGUGGGGACGUGCUGCGGGCCCUGGGCCAGAACCCCACCAAUGCCGAGGUGCUGCGUGUUUUGGGCAAACCCAAGCCUGAAGAGAUGAGUUCCAAGACACUGGACUUCGAGAUGUUCCUGCCCAUCCUGCAGCACAUCUCCCGCAACAAGGAGCAGGGCACCUAUGAGGACUUCGUGGAGGGGCUGCGGGUCUUCGACAAAGAGAGCAACGGCACUGUCAUGGGGGCUGAGCUCCGGCACGUCCUCGCUACUCUGGGCGAGAAGAUGAGUGAGGCAGAGGUGGAACAGCUGUUAUCUGGGCAGGAGGAUGCCAAUGGCUGCAUCAAUUAUGAAGCCUUUGUCAAGCACAUCAUGUCCGGGUAAAGCCAGAUGUCUCCAGGGUGCUUGGCCCUGAGUGAGCAAGGGAGAGACCUAUGGUGGCUGUCACAGAAUCUUGGGCUCACACCACGUCACAGCUCUAUCACCUCUCAGACCUAUAACCCUCCCUGUAAAUAAAGAGCCCAGCACCGAGUCUCACCAAUCCCUGGGCUGUUUUUAAAACCUA
This is a messenger RNA of Peromyscus leucopus (white-footed mouse), 968 nucleotides long. It is a transcript of the gene Myl4, whose product is annotated as myosin light chain 4. NCBI's taxonomy places the organism in Eukaryota, Metazoa, Chordata, Mammalia, Rodentia, Cricetidae. Gene Ontology annotation, molecular function: calcium ion binding. Gene Ontology annotation, cellular component: myosin II complex. The transcript is spliced from 8 exons. The record is from RefSeq and is a predicted model, not a curated record. Bases 206 to 787 code for a protein of 193 amino acids.